GUACAUACUAAUAUUAUUUUUCCUACCCAUAUGGGAUUUGAUACUAUUUAUUGAUGCAAUAUCAAUUCAGCAAAGUAAUAUUAAAGCAACAAAUACUAAAAACACAUACUAAUAAUACUCUACUGGAACGCCUCUAUUGCCAUAUCUACCACAAUACAUUUUCGAAGGACCAAUCUUCCGUCUCCAGGAGGCUGUGUCCACCUACAGUCAUUUCCCCAACUAAACACGUGACUACUCCUACUCAUUUGCUACACCAUAACUUCUCUGAUCUCCAUCAUUCACCACCAUGGCAGGCCCACCACCACCUCCACCCCCUCCCCCAGGGCCUCCGCCCCCCAGCUCCUUCGCGUCCUCGUCUCCUCCACCUGCCCCUCCGCCAGGACGAGAUGCAUUGCUUCUCAGCAUCAGACAAGGUACCUCCCUUAAGAAGGCAGUCACCGUGGACAAAUCCAAACCCAUGCUCGAUUCCAAGACGUCUAUCUCAACUUCGGCACCUUCUGGGCCAUCUCUUGGAUCUGGAGGAUCGUCUGCUCCGUCAGCGCCCGCAAUUCCUAACGGAGCACCCCAAUUGGGAGAUAUCUUUGCUGGAGGCAUACCCAAGUUGAAACAUGUCAAAGACAACAGAGCUGGCGUUGUUCCAAGCUCAGCUCCAAAAGUUCCCGGCUCAGGGGGAAUCCAGGCUGCUCUGGUGCCCCCUGUAGCCCCAGCAAUGCCCCUGGCAAGGCCCUCUGCUAGAAAAGCGACACCUCUGGGCCCCCCAAUACCAUCAGCAGUUCCUCCGGCUCCUCCAGCUCCGCCAGCUCCACCAUCUUCAGCACCAGUACCUCCUCCAACCACUCCUUCCCCUGCAGCAGGCAAGGCUGCUCCAAAAAUGCCCCCAAAUAGACCUAAAAAGUCGUCACAUUUGAAGAACCACUCUUUGACGGGUAUUUCUUCGGCCCCUACAACCCCACCGGUCCCUGACGCUCCACCACCACUUCCAACACGCCCCUCCUGCACCACCAGCACCACCAGUACCUGGAUCCUUGCCUCCUCGUUCUACAUCAUCGGUUCCUGCGCCUCCUCCAGCUCCUCCACUCCUCCUGCUCCUCCUGCCCCUUCGGCUUUGGGUGCUCUGAAAUCAAGCAGUUCAGCGCCACCGGCUCCAGCUAUAGCAGGAGGAGCGUUGCCAUUCUUGGCACAAAUAAACGCUAGAAGAAAUGAGACCUUUGUGGUCGAUGGUACGAAAAAUGGACACUCUACAAGAGAUGAGAGGACAGAAGACCCCCCUAAAAAGACACCAUCAGUGCCAAGUCUGGCUCCUAAACCUCCGCAGAUUCCUUUGGGUGUUCCACAACUUCCUAACAUAAAGCCCCCAACGAGAAAUACAUCUGCAGCUGCUCCUCCUGCUCCUCCAGUUCCAUCGACACCUCAAGCGCCUCCUUCCAUUCCUGCUGCUCCUCCAAGCCAACCACCACAACGGAUUCCUUCCUUUCCACCUGCACCCCCUAAAUCUGUUCUGCCUCCACCAACUCCACCAGCUCCACCAGCUCCACCAGCUCCACCUUCCCACUCUUUGCCACCAGCUCCACCUUCUCAAUCUAUUCCUCCACCCCCUCCUCCAUCUGUCCCAGACUCUCCUCCUCCCCCACCAACUGCUGCCCCACCCAAGAGAACAGCACCUCCUCCCCCACCACCACCUUCGGGACAAUCAAAAUUGGACCAGCAACAGAAUGCUGGAAGCUCUUUGAGAAAGAUCUCUGCUCUGGCAUACACUAUCAAUGCUAGAAAUGGUUCUUCGCAGUCUUCUUCUUCUUCUACCAAGGUGGUGAUAGAAGACAAGAGGUUCAAGUUUCAAAACUCUAAUGCAUUGCCACAUCCAAGAAGAUUUGGAGAAGGUACUAAGGAGAAAUUAUAUCCUAGUGGUAGAGGCUCUUCGGUCCCCUUGGAUUUAAGUUUAUUCAAUUAAUAGCAUCCAAGUUGUGAAGAGUACGGAAUGACUACACUAAACCA
This is a messenger RNA of Suhomyces tanzawaensis NRRL Y-17324, 1992 nucleotides long. RefSeq names its product Vrp1p (gene VRP1). Bases 287 to 1948 code for a protein of 553 amino acids. The transcript has 3 exons. Gene Ontology annotation, molecular function: actin binding. The record is from RefSeq and is a predicted model, not a curated record. NCBI's taxonomy places the organism in Eukaryota, Fungi, Ascomycota, Pichiomycetes, Serinales, Debaryomycetaceae.